AUGGUUUCAGCCGCCAAGUAUGCGCGCGCAGAAAAACUUCUAUCAGAUGUGAAGGAUUUUGGGUUGGGCACGAAAGUGUUCUACAAUCUUUUCCCAGUUGAGAAGGAGGCGAAAGACGGUGGAGGGGUGGCAGCGUUUGCCGUGACGUCAGACCGCGGUUUGUGCGGCGCUUGUCACAAUGUGGUCUCCAAGAGGGUGGUGAAGUAUUUGGAGGGGGUACCGGAGAACCCACAGGUGGUCUGUGUGGGAGAGAAGUCGCGUUCGAUUCUACGUUACAGGUUUAAGGAUAAUAUUUUGUUGACGGUGGGCCAGGUUGGGCAGAAACCACCGACAUUCCUGGAUGCUAGUAGGAUUGUGAUCGAGGCUAACGAGCUAGGGUUGGGUGAGAUGUCGUGGUUUAUCGCCUACAACAAGUUUGAGUCGAUUGUAAAGUACGAGACCAGUGAGAUGGAGAUUGCCAGCGUGAAAUCGAUCACAGAUUCUGAGGAAAUGUAUAAGUAUGAAGUGGAGGAGCCCGAGGAUCUGUUGGAUUAUCUGGAGUUUUCACGGCCCGCUCUGCUGUUCUACGCGAUGUGCGAGUCGUCGUGUAGCGAGCAGUCGUCGCGCAUGACGGCCAUGGAUAAUGCGUCGAAGAACGCGUCGGAAAUGAUUGGACGACUGCAGUUGCAGUACAAUCGCAACCGACAGCGACUCAUCACAACCGAGCUGAUCGAGAUCAUUUCGGGAGCGUCGGCUUUGGAGAAGGAGGAGUAA
This is a messenger RNA of Nilaparvata lugens (brown planthopper), 753 nucleotides long. RefSeq names its product ATP synthase subunit gamma, mitochondrial-like. The record is from RefSeq and is a predicted model, not a curated record. Gene Ontology annotation, molecular function: proton-transporting ATP synthase activity, rotational mechanism. The coding region runs from base 1 to 753 and encodes 250 amino acids. The transcript has a single exon. Gene Ontology annotation, biological process: proton motive force-driven ATP synthesis. NCBI's taxonomy places the organism in Eukaryota, Metazoa, Arthropoda, Insecta, Hemiptera, Delphacidae.